AACAUAGAAAGAAAGUUCUUAGAAUAAACGGAGAAAGCAACGCUACCUGAUUCCGUUGGGGUAUUACUGUUUCUUGUUUCUUCAAAUUCAAACCCCCAAACUUGAAUCUCUCUCUCUCUCUCGAAAUUCUUAGCAUAAAUUGCAAAAUACUGAAUCGAAAUUGAAAAGCUUCCAAGUUGUUGAAGAAACAAACAAGAAUGGGUCAAGUUUUUCGGAAGCUCUUUGAUACUUUCUUUGGCAACUCUGAGAUGCGAGUUGUGAUGCUUGGUCUUGAUGCUGCUGGCAAAACAACUAUACUCUAUAAACUUCACAUUGGAGAAGUUUUAUCUACCGUUCCCACAAUUGGUUUCAAUGUGGAGAAAGUUCAGUAUAAGAAUGUUGUUUUUACAGUUUGGGAUGUUGGAGGGCAAGAGAAAUUAAGGCCACUUUGGAGGCACUAUUUCAGCAACACUGAUGGUCUGAUUUAUGUUGUUGAUAGCCUGGAUCGUGAGAGAAUAAGUCAAGCAAAGCAGGAAUUUCAGGCAAUCAUAAAUGACCCGUUUAUGCUUAAUAGUGUCAUAUUGGUGUUUGCAAACAAACAGGAUCUGAGGGGGGCAAUGACGCCAAUGGAAGUAUGUGAAGGACUAGGUCUCUUUGAUCUAAAGAAUAGAAAAUGGCACAUACAAGGCACUUGUGCCCUUAAGGGAGAUGGCCUUUAUGAGGGCUUGGACUGGUUGUCUUCAACUUUGAAGGAGAGAGAAGCAGCUGGAUCAGGAACCUCAUCCUUCUAAUUGUCAAGGUAUUUUGGUGCAUGUCAUUGACGAACGAACAUGUAGAGUUUGGGCAGUUUCAUUCAAGAAUGCUGUAUAAUGUAGGAAAUUUUUAGUAUAAACCCAGAUUAUGUAAAUACUAGAACAUAACAUGUUCAAUCAUGAUCUAUAUACAAAAUUAAGUUGUAAUUUGUAUAUCUAGAAUGAAAGAUGGACCCAUCUUCCUGUUAUAUGAUUAUGAGAGUUCUGAAGGAAA
This is a messenger RNA of Trifolium pratense (red clover), 1005 nucleotides long. RefSeq names its product ADP-ribosylation factor-like. Gene Ontology annotation, biological process: intracellular protein transport; vesicle-mediated transport. Lineage: Eukaryota; Viridiplantae; Streptophyta; Magnoliopsida; Fabales; Fabaceae. The transcript is spliced from 7 exons. The coding region runs from base 198 to 770 and encodes 190 amino acids. Gene Ontology annotation, molecular function: GTP binding; GTPase activity. Gene Ontology annotation, cellular component: cytoplasm. The record is from RefSeq and is a predicted model, not a curated record.